This is a messenger RNA of Aureobasidium namibiae CBS 147.97, 555 nucleotides long. RefSeq names its product low molecular weight phosphotyrosine protein phosphatase. The coding region runs from base 1 to 555 and encodes 184 amino acids. The transcript is spliced from 2 exons. The record is from RefSeq and is a predicted model, not a curated record. NCBI's taxonomy places the organism in Eukaryota, Fungi, Ascomycota, Dothideomycetes, Dothideales, Saccotheciaceae. Gene Ontology annotation, biological process: protein dephosphorylation. Gene Ontology annotation, molecular function: protein tyrosine phosphatase activity.
AUGACGACCUCAAAAGACUCAGACGCGCAGAAGCCUGUCUCGGUCCUCUUCGUGUGCCUCGGCAACAUCUGCCGCUCACCAAUGGCCGAAGGAGUAUUCCGCCACAUCACAAACCACACACGCCCAAACGCCCACCCCAUGAUCUCUUCAAUCGACUCCUGCGGCACAGGAGCCUACCACGCAGGAGAACAACCCGACCCACGCACAAUCUCCGUCUUGAACGCCCACAAAAUCACCUCAUCCUUCUACACACACCAAGCCCGCACAUUCCGAAACUCUGACUUGAAAGAGUUUGACUACGUGUUUGCAAUGGAUAGGGAUAAUGAGGAGCACUUGCUGAAUGCGAGAAAGAGGAUGAUCAAGAAGGGGGAGUUGACAGAGGAGGAGGCCGCAGAGGUUAUGUUGUUUGGUGUUUGGGGUGGGAAGGGUAAGGAGGAGGUGGAUGAUCCUUAUUAUGGCGGCGCGAGAGGGUUUGAUAUCGCGUAUGAGCAGGUCGAGAGGUUCUCGAACGGCUUUGUCAAGAUGUUGGAGGAGCGUGGGUCGGAGAAGAAGUGA